Ornithorhynchus anatinus (platypus) is the source of this 966-nucleotide messenger RNA. RefSeq names its product phosphopantothenoylcysteine decarboxylase (gene PPCDC). The record is from RefSeq and is a predicted model, not a curated record. Gene Ontology annotation, cellular component: phosphopantothenoylcysteine decarboxylase complex. NCBI's taxonomy places the organism in Eukaryota, Metazoa, Chordata, Mammalia, Monotremata, Ornithorhynchidae. Gene Ontology annotation, biological process: coenzyme A biosynthetic process. The coding region runs from base 100 to 738 and encodes 212 amino acids. Gene Ontology annotation, molecular function: phosphopantothenoylcysteine decarboxylase activity; FMN binding. The transcript is spliced from 6 exons.
UCGCGAGAGUUGGUGGGUGAGUGCGGGAGGAAGGAGAACAAUGCCCGGGCCCCAGCUCUUGCCGAGGAAACACGAAGGUGCAGCUUGGGUGUCUCCUUAAUGUCUGAAUCCCAAGUCACCCAUCCAAAGGCAGUUCCCCUGCCGCCUGACAAGUCAGAAGCUCCUCCCAGGACGCUCCACAUCCUCGUAGGAGUCACCGGGAGUGUGGCUGCCCUGAAGUUGCCCCUUCUCAUCUCUGGCCUUUUGGAGAUCCCAAUGCUGGAAGUGGCGGUGGUAACAACGGAAAGGGCCAAGCAUUUCUACAGCCCCGACGCAAUUCCCACCACUCUCUAUAGCGAUGCUGACGAAUGGGAGAUGUGGAAGGGCCGCUCCGAUCCCGUCCUGCAUAUUGACCUGCGGAGAUGGGCUGACCUCAUGGUGGUGGCCCCUCUGGAUGCCAAUACCCUGGGGAAAGUGGCCAGUGGCAUCUGUGACAACCUGCUGACCUGUGUCAUCCGAGCCUGGGAUCGGAAGAAGCCCUUACUCUUCUGCCCCGCUAUGAACACCGCCAUGUGGGAGCAUCCCAUUACAGCCCAGCAGGUGAAGCAGUUGCAGGACUUUGGCUAUAUGGAAAUCCCCUGUGUGGCAAAGAGGCUGGUAUGUGGGGAUGAAGGUCUGGGAGCCAUGGCAGAAGUCCAAACCAUUCUGGACAAGGUGAAGGAGAUCCUUUCGGAACUGAACUUACUCCAUCAGAGUUGAUCCUGGCAUCGGAUUCCUCGUCUCCUUUCCAUCUCCCAGCAAUGGGAACCUGUUUCAGGAAGAGCCAGAGCAAACCAUUCCCUCUGCCCUCCUCUCAUCCACCCACUCGGGAGCUGAGGCCCAAGAUCCGUGACCUGCCCACCCCUACCCCCACCCCCAGCCACCAGGACGUCAACUCUGGCAGGGAGAGCUUGGUAAAGACCUCGACACUGAUCGGCCUGAAAACCA